Molecule: messenger RNA, 2532 nt
Organism: Tachysurus vachellii
Lineage: Eukaryota; Metazoa; Chordata; Actinopteri; Siluriformes; Bagridae
Gene: gpr183a
Product: G protein-coupled receptor 183a
Exons: 2
Coding region: 169-1263 (364 amino acids)
Biological process (GO): G protein-coupled receptor signaling pathway
Cellular component (GO): membrane
Molecular function (GO): G protein-coupled receptor activity; oxysterol binding
Source: RefSeq, a predicted model, not a curated record
AAGGAAGUUCUCUUUUUCACCGAUCAUUUGCUCAGUAGAAACGUGGUCCAGGCAGAGCUAGCCAAGGCAACACCCAUCACUGCAAUGCCGACAGAAAUAACACACACACACUGACCAUUUGUCAGGGCACAAAGUUUUGAUCUGGUUCCACAAGCAGACUGUACGACAAUGAUGGAAACUCCAAACAACAGCAGCAUGGCUACCUCUGUUGUUGCCAACUGCACCAACUUAUACGAUCAUCGUGGUUGGGCGCAUGUACUCCUACCUUUGAUUUACACUUUCAUAUUCAUUGUUGGUUUGUUGGGUAAUGUUUUGGCACUGCAUGUCAUCUGGCCCAAUGUGAAGAAGAUCAACUCCACUACGGUUUACUCUGCAAACCUUGUAGUGUCUGACAUCCUUUUCGCGCUCGCUCUUCCUCUGCGAGUGGCUUACUAUGCCAUGGGAUUCCACUGGCCAAUGGGUGAGGGCUUGUGUAAGGCCACAGCUCUGCUGUUCUACAUAAAUAUGUAUGCUGGAGUAAACUUCAUGACCUGCUUGAGUGUGGACCGCUUCAUUGCUGUGGUGCUCCCGUUGCGCUUCAGCUGCUUCCGUAAAAUUCACAAUGUUCGAUACAUCUGCAUUGGUGUGUGGAUACUGGUGCUGGCCCAAACACUCCCACUUCUCUCCAUGCCAAUGACCCAUGUGGAGCAUGAUGGCUACAUCACAUGCAUGGAAUACCCCAACUUUGAGCAAGUUGAUAGCUUGCCCUUUAUGCUGAUCGGAGCCGUGUUCCUGGGCUAUGGCAUUCCUUUGAUAACCAUCUUGCUCUGCUACUCUGCUCUGUGCUCCAAACUUCGCGAACUGGCCAGGACAAACCAGUUAACUGAAAAGUCGGGCCUUAGCCGCAAGGCCAUUGGUGUGAUCUGUUGUGUCAUCCUGGUGUUUGUGGUUUGCUACAGUCCCUAUCACAUAGACCUGCUCCAGUACAUGAUCCGAAAACUUCAGUACCAUCCAGACUGUGAUGAACUACAUGCCUUUCAGAUCUCACUGCAUGUCACUGUCAGUUUUAUGAACCUCAACUCCUGCCUGGACCCUUUCAUCUACUUCUUUGCCUGUAAGGGCUACAAGAAGAAGGUGCUGAAGCUGCUUAAGAGACAAGUGAGCAUGUCAUUAUCCAGUAUGGUCCGGACAUCGCCAGAGGAAUAUUCCAGAGACAUUGACAAAAUCAACAUGAGCAGUAGGGUCUAUCAGAAGGAAAGGAGCAGCAUGAUAGUGAGUGAGUGAGAAACACAAACCAUUUGGACUAACUUCAAAAAGAACAGAACAAAACAUGAUGGCAUGUCUGAAACCACCAAGCAGGUCAUAUCAUAUCUAAUAGCUCACUGUGGUAAAUAUUUUGUGAUAAAUGUGUAAAUGUUUUAUACUUGUCAGCCUGGUGUUUCCUUUGUAAUUAGCUGGGUUUCUAUAAUUAGCUAAAAGUUUCAUUAAAGUGUUUAAAGACAAUUUCAUUUUGAACAAUUUUACUAUAAAAGGAUUCACUUUAGCAAAAAGCCAAUCUAUAAUCUUUUAAUCAUCUCCAAACUAAGAGCGCCACCUUCUGUCAGAUAUAUGCAAUAGUUUCGGUUGACUGAGGAAUGAAUAUGCUGGAGUGGGUGGAGUAGUGAGUGGCACAAGCUGGUAGCUUAGCACCCCACAGCUGCAGGGUCCAUGAUAAAGUGACUGCUAAAUAUGAAUGAGGAAUGAAAGUCCUCCAACUAUAUAACGUGUAAAAAGGCCACAUAUUCAGAUUGAGACUACAUAAUUACUUUCCUGAUGAAAUGAAACCAGGCUACAUUAUGAUGGUACAUUAUGAACCUGUAGACAUAGUGCAUGUCAAGGGAAGUGCCUCAAGGGGGCAAUAUAACACAUCUUACCACAGCAAAGUUGCAGUGUCAGAAAUGCAAAGUGUACAAUGUAAAAGUGUAGAUAAUCAAAACUUGUUUUCUAGUUGUAUUUUUGUACCUGGGUUUAGCUUAAAAUAAGCAUUCGUUAUAGUGAGUUAAUUCAGUCAGGGAAAUCUUCUAUUGAAAUAAAAAGUUGAAUAUUAUCAACUUUUUUAUGUGAUUAGCAAAGCUUCUCAGCAUGAAAAUCCAGCUACUUAUAUAUAAUACUGACAGACAUUAAACUACUGCCAGUUAGAGGAAGUGAAAGUUGCGGUAUUUCCCGAGCUGAGAAAACGCUUCUCAGUUCAACAAAGGUUGGGUUAGAGGUGCAGUUAUAAUUACUUUCAGUUAUUUUGUUAUAUGUCAGGAAAGACAAGCAGAUAGAGAUUGAGUGUGGGUGUGUGUGUGUGUGUGUGUGUGUGUGUGAGAGAGAGAGAGAGAGAGAGAGAGAGAGGGAGAGAGAGAGAGAAUGUGUGUGUGAGAGAGAUUGAGUGAGUGACUGUGUGUGAAAGAGAGAGAGAGAGAGUGAGUGACUGAGUAAAUGAGAGAGAGAGAGAGAGAGAGAGUGUGAAUGAUUAUGAAUGAUCUUUACCAGUUCUUAGCACAGAUUAUUAUUGUGAGAGAAUGGUGA